Molecule: messenger RNA, 2989 nt
Organism: Colius striatus (speckled mousebird)
Lineage: Eukaryota; Metazoa; Chordata; Aves; Coliiformes; Coliidae
Gene: RGS21
Product: regulator of G protein signaling 21
Exons: 4
Coding region: 2244-2690 (148 amino acids)
Source: RefSeq, a predicted model, not a curated record
GUUUAUGGCUAUUUUAAUCAUAGGAGAGUUGUGGGAUGGGAUGAUCAACUUUUGAGUAAUCUGAAUAGUUUUAAUUUUCCUUCUCCCUUUAAAGUGGAUACGCUUAUUUUCAUGCUUGUUGUCAAUUCUGCUUGCCAUUCCCAUUCAAGUAAAUCCCAUGAGGUCAGUGAGAUGGUUCUCUGAGUGAUAAGUAAAUAUUAAAACAAACAACAUUGUCCAUAAGGAAGAGAAGCAGAAUUAGGUUCACACUGUCUAUUUGAGCCCAGUCUUUCAUUUGGCCUCUUUAUUUCACAAGAAAACUAGUAAAUACUUACUGAACAACCUGAUCAAUUUGCUAUAUAUGUUUGAUAAAAGUUUAUUACUCUUACUAAAACAAAUCCUGUGAUUAAUUCACAAAGCACUAUAUAAGGUCACAUUUAGUUUUCUUUUGUGUUUUUAAUACAGAUGGACUAUAUUUGCAUUCCAGUUUCCCUCAUGUAUGUGGUCAGAUACAUGUAUAAAUACGUAUGAUUUUAUUCUUUUAGUUUGAAUACAGUUUUGUGCAGUCUGGAUACAAGUAAACUCACAGCUACAAAACCAGUUUGCUUGUUAUAAGGUCUCAAUGCCCCAAUCUAUUGUGAUAAUUAUACCUACAGCUGUGUAAUGCAGUGACACUAUCAUAUAAUCUCUUUAUAAAAUUAGAGUUAGAAUUACAAAAUACCAUUACUAGUGAGGAAAUGUGGGAAUACAGCUCUCUAACCUGUACACUUCAGAGCAGGUGUUUGACAGUCGAGGUCUCAGAGGUCCCUUAGGAAUAUUAACUAUUUUUUACAGGAUUGUAGGGCAGGAUUUGUUUGUAAAUGAAGAAAACCAAGAAUAUACUGAACAAAGCAUUUGGCCUAUUUGUAACACUGGAAAGCCUUUUAGCUCCUAAAAUAACUGAUUUUUAAGUUAAUUAAAAUAGGUGAUUUCAGAUACCAGUUGGGCAGACGGACAAAAUUUCACUUUCAAAGUUACUUUAAAGCACUCUCCUGAUGGAUGAGCAUUUGUCAGCCUUGAGAAGACACACUUUCAUAACGCUAGCCUAGGUGACCUGCUUUACUUGGGAUGAACUCCUGCCCUCCCUAAGGGAUGUGAGUAAAAGACUUGGGCAUGAGGUAGAAAAGAAUUACCGCAGGAGUUUCAUGCCUGAAACCAGAAAGACCAACUGAGAAAAACCUUCCAAGAAUACCAAGUUGUGAGGUUUUUCUAACAGAGACAGGAUCUAGUCAGAAAAGAAGCUCUCUGUUUCCAACAAAGAUCCUGGAAUUUGGGUUGAUUUUGUAAUGAAACAAACAAAAAUGUUUCCACAUUUUCUGAUUUUCCCUUUUUUACCACCAAAAGAAAGAAAAGAUGCACAUAAAUCAUUCCAGAGCUGCCAAGAUGUCAAGUGACUACUAUCUUCGCACAGAACGUAAAUUCAGUUGCAAAUCUCCCCUUGCCUACCAUAAACUAUAUAUUAGAGGAUUAGAAGUUGGUUUUCUUUCUCCUUGGCUGAUUAAUUAAUCUCUACUGUUUGUAUAAAAUGUAACAGUUUCAACAAAAGCAACAUGAGAUAUUGAUCUAUUGAAUUACCUACUCCUCCAGGUAUUCUUGCAGGUAUUCUAGAGUUGACCUAUCUCUUUGUCCCUAUCCAAAAUAGGUUAAAAAAAAAUCAACUACUCUGCUUUGGCAUUGCACUUUGAACUAUUUGUUUUAUUUCAAGAGCUUUCACAAGUGUGAAAUGCUAGUUGAACAUUCUUUAUUCCCUUUAAACUUUUAUUUUUUUUUAAAAAUGAAUAACUUUACUAGAAUUUUAAUUUUACUAGAACUUACUAAUUUUACUAGAAUUCAAAAUGAGUUGGGGUAAAGCCUUCUACUGAGCCUGUUCUGAGCAGAUAAUAGGUUAUCAGCUCAUCAAAAUUCUUCAUCUUUUAGUGCCUCUUUUUAAGAGUCACAAGAACCACCAAUUAACACUUGAAACUUCAGAAAUUUUGGCUGAGGACAUUUGUGACAUUUGUAACAUUUGUAUUUUUUUCCCCCCAAAUUUCCUUAAAAAUACUAUUUAAAAAAAAUUCAGUUAAAAAACACUGAAAUAUUCUCCUUACUCUGAAACAAAAUAUGAGCUAGAUGAUCAAACAGAUUUGUUCCUGCAUAUUGCUGAAUGGUAGAUAUGAGACUAAUGUUCACUUGGGGAUGCCUGAGGCUGCAGACUGACCAACCACCAAAAUCCUGGAAAAACUGGCAUGCAGGACAGCAGGACAAACAGUGGGGAAACGAUGGCCUGGCCUGAGUCUGUGGAUACACUGCUGGCUAAUAAAGAUGGCCUGGCGGCUUUUAGGACAUUUUUGAAGUCAGAGUUCAGUGAAGAGAAUGUAGAAUUCUGGCUGGCCUGUGAAGACUUCAAGAAAACCAAGUCUUCCACUAAGAUUGCCUCAAAAGCUCAGAAGAUUUAUUCUGACUUUAUACAAGCUGAUGCUCCAAAGGAGAUCAACAUUGACUUCCAUACCAAAACCCACAUCUCCCAGAAUAUCUCUGAGCCCACUCUCAGUUGCUUCGAUGAUGCUCAGAGAUUAAUCUACAGUCUCAUGGCAAAGGACUCUUUCCCCAGGUUUCUAAGGUCAGAAAUGUACAAGGAGCUAGUAAAGAAGCAACAGAAUGGAAAUCAGAAGAGAUGGCUUCCAUUUUUGUGAGAAAAUACCUGAGAAGUCACAAGUUUGUAAAUGUCUCCCAUUGCAACUUAGUACAGAUAUUGUAUUGAAGUGAUUGCAUAAGCCAGACCUAAGAAUUGCCUUUGACAGCUUGUUUUUAAAUACAAUAUGGACAUGAUGAUUUCUAACAAGGGUGAAGAAAUAUUCAACAAACAGGAUAGAAUAUGUCAAGACAUUUGAGUUCCCUUUUUUAGUAGUUUGUCAUUACCAUUUUUUUCCAAUGCUUCCUUUAUUUGUCAAAGUGUCUUCACGUUUUGAUGUUGAUUUUCCUUCACAGGUAU